Messenger RNA from Symbiodinium pilosum, 1731 nucleotides. The record is from the annotation of a GenBank genome assembly. Lineage: Eukaryota; Dinophyceae; Suessiales; Symbiodiniaceae.
AUGGUCCAUACAAAGACUCCCCAUAAGAUUCCCGAUACGCAUGAAAGCGUGGCUCUGUCUGGCUUCAGCACAGACCUGAGCAAGCAUGUCGAAAACCAUUACAUGGUAAGUGAAAUUGUGGAUGAGUACACUCUGCGCUUGGAGUCAUCUGCAGAACUCCCUCCCAGUUUGAUCCGGGGACAACUUGCCCGCGACGGUUGCAGUGUCCUCGUGCCCCGGUCCCAAUGCACGGGAUCAGGUGUGGCAUCCCUUGUGGGCCAGGUCCCCAAAUCAACGGAGGCAUGUUUGCAGGAUUGGCGAGCUGCCGUACGAGCAGCGCGACAAAUGGGCAUAAUGAAGAGUCUGCCUGCAGUUCUGCAUCCUAUUCUUCCCGAUACAGACUCCUUGCAUGUGGAACAGUGUGGAUGGCGGCAUUGCGAAGGCGUUUUUCGCCACAAUGGUCACAUGCAGUUUACUUUGGGACCGCUUGUUUCAAUUGUCUACAGCGAGGAACUUAGCAUGUGGUGUUUGCUGGCCGAUGUAACCGCAGCCUACCCUUUGGAAGAGCAGCGAUGUUACUUGGGCCUCGGAGAUUGGGACGGUCCUCAGCUUUUGUAUGUUCGUCAAGACCCGUCUCCAACAGGGCGUUGGGAGCCGGUGAUUGGCCCAGGGCCCGGCCCUACAAUCACAGCUCACAGAGAGAUGACCAUCUUGCUAUCUGAGUCAAGGCAGCCAUCUUUGCUGCUGCAUCCAAGUGUAGGCUCUGUAGUCCUGGACAUGCUGUUCAACUACCUCCAUGCUGAUUGGCGAGGUGGGUUCACACGAGGCCGUGUGUGCCAUUUCAGUUCGCUGGAAGCUAUCAUUGCGGCUUUUGGUCUGUGGAGAGGAGUUCGCACAUGUUCAGCAGUGUGCCGCACUUGGCAGGUCACUCUGAAGCCUUUUGGAGACUUGGUUCAAAUUUGCCAUCACGCUUUGCAGAUUCCGCAGGAAUCAAAGCUCCCUUUGCCUACUAUUCAACAGGCUGUCCAAGCCAUCAUGUUGAGCGGAAGUAUGUGGAGCGACGGACUCUCUGUGGUCAACUUCAAUGCCUUUUUGGAGCAUCUCUGGCCUUCCAAGGUGGAGCAGGUGGAGUUGUCAAGUGAGCUGAAUGACUUCAUGUUCCACCCAAGGCAUCUUCCCAUAGAAGACGGGAGAGAGGAGGGUUCCCCUUGCUACGCGGAUGGGACGCAGGCCAUUCUGAUUGUUUUUCCGGUGGCGGAGGGGGCUUUUGAGUUUGAAUGUUGCUAUGGACUGGAGAUGCCUGCAGCCCGUGUCGGUGAGGAGAUCUUGGAGUUCCAGUUACACGCAGGAAAAGGAACCGGGCAUUGCAGUAAGCCAUCGACAUGCAAGCGCUGUGAAAGGGAUAAAGAGGGAAGAUUUCGUCUUGGGGCUUCCCAGCUCUCUGGUCGCUGGGAUUUCGCCUUUCAAACUGUCAGCGGUGCAGAGAUCGUGCUCGAAAUCAAGGUCGACCUUCUCCCCUUCUUUGCAAAUUCCAAGGAUCCUGAGCUCAUAAGCCAGAUAAGAGCACUGGUCCCAUGGACAGAAGAAGACGUUGAGGAUGACUUUGGAUCUGAGGAUGAUCUAGGCGUUGAUGAGGAUAGUGGCGCUGAAGAUGAAGAUGAGGAGGAUGACGAUGCUGCAGACUCGGGCCAUGACUUCGUGCACAGUACCGAUGGCCAGGAAGAGGAAGCUGAAAUGGAGAAUAGGGAAUAG